CUAAGCGUUUUCCUCCUAGUUUCCAUUCAAACGUUUGGAACACGUCCCACUACUUAAACAACGUACCUUAAUUUUCUCUAACCACAUCCACUUUGGUCAACUCAACACUUUCUUAUUCCAUCUUUCCCUUCUUCACUUCAAUCCACCUUUGCUUUUGAUAAUUUGCUUCUUUCGUCUUUUUCAACAAAUGGGGUUCUGAAAUUUCCUUUUUUGCUUGAUGGGUUUUCUCAAAAAAGUGUUCUUUUGAUGUGAAUCAGUGAAUCCUAUUUUGGGUUUGUUUUCAAAUUUUGUGUUUGUUGAUAAAAAUGGUUUCUUUUCUAAGAAAGUUUAGAACUUCUUCUGUUCCUCCUAUGGAAACAGAAGAUAGCAUUAAUAGUAGUAACUUUGAAUAUUCUUUUGCUGUUGUUUACACUGGUCCUCCUCUUGAUCAUUCAAUCCCUGAAAUACCUACUUUCAAAGUUGAUCAAGUUCCAAUUGCUUCCAUAGCUCCUUCUCUUUCUCAUGAUUUCAAAGUACCUGUUAUUCAACCACUUGGUAAACUUCAUCACAAGAAUAAGCUCAAACACAAAAGAGCCACUUCAGAUUCUACUGUUUAUCCUAAUUCAGAAUCUCAUGUAGUUGAAAUUGAAGCAUCAGAAAGUGAUGUUCAUGUUCAUGUUCAUGUUGAUUUGAAUGAGUAUGAGAGUGGAGUUGUUGACGAUGUUCCUACAAAUUCUGAUACAACAGAAUCAGGUUCUGGUUCUGGUUCUGGUUUAGGGUUUAGGACUUCUGAGAUUUGUUCAAUAAGUGAAGAAGAAGAAGAAAUAGUUAAAACAAAACAUGUUAAACAGCCCUCGGCGGUUACAUUCUGCGACCCCGACUCAAAUUGCGUGGUGGAAAUCGAAAGUAACGAGUAUUUUGAUUCUCGCAAUGUAAGUGUACCUGUGAAGCCACAUGCAAUUAGACCAGCAAAAAAAGGGUCUUGUUAUAGGUGUCUUAAAGGGAAUAGUUUAACUGAGAGAGAGGUUUGUAUUGUUUGUAGUGCAAAGUAUUGUAGAUAUUGUGUGAUAAAAGCAAUGGGAGAUAUGCCGGAAGGAAGGAAAUGUGUUGGUUGCAUUGGUUAUGGAAUUGAUGAGAGUAAAAGAAGGAAGCUUGGUAAAUGUUCUAGGAUGAUGAAACAGUUGUGGUCUGAGAAUAUAGAUCAAAUUAUGGAAUAUGAAAGGCUUUGUGAAGCUAAUCAAAUUCCACCCGAGCUUAUUCAAGUUAACUCGCAAAGACUUAAUCGAGAACAACUUAAGUUGUUGCUUCAUUGUGCUCAUCCUCCAAAAGAUCUUAAACCGGGAUCUUAUUGGUAUGAUAAAGCUUCUGGAUUUUGGGGAAAGAAAGGUCAACCACCUUGUGAAAUUAUCAGCCCCCAGUUGGACGUUGGCGGUCGUUUGGAGCAAAAUGCAAGCGACGGAAACACAAACGUGAUGAUAAAUGAUCGUGUGAUUACUAAAAAAGAGAUGUUGAUACUAAAGAUGGCAGGAGUACCAUGUGAAGGAACUCCACACUUUUGGGUUAGUCCUGAUGGAUCGUACCGCGAAGAAGGACAAAAGAACGACAGGGGACGCAUAUGGGAAAAGGUCGGAACAAAGGUUGCUUGUGCUAUUCUUUCACUGCCAGUUCCUUCGAAAUCUGCGUCUCUUAAUGAUGAAGUUGAAACAGCUAAGAAACUCAGCCUUCAUAAGAAAGGACUUCAAAAUAUUUUACUCGUCGGUUGUGUCAACUCUGGAGCAUGCACUAUAUUUAAGCAGGCAAAGCUUUUAUAUAAUGCUCCUUUCUCCGAAAACGAGCUUCAAAAUAUCAAGUUGGUGAUUCAAAGCAACCUGUUUACCUACCUUGGUAUACUCCUGGAGGCGCGCGAGGGUUUCGAAGAAGAGAGUUUGCGAGAAAAUAGGAAAAGAUUGCCUUCUGAUGAGUCCACAUCAUCAGGCGAAAAUGUUGAUACAACAACACCCUAUUCAAUUGGUCAAAGACUGAAAGGUUUCUCCGAUUGGUUACUCAAAUGCAUGCUGUCAGGUAACAUGGAUGCAAUAUUUCCAGCUGCGAUACGCGAAUACGGGCCAAUGGUAGAGGAUUUGUGGAGGAACGAGGCGAUUCAGGCGACAUACAACAGGAGAAACGAACUAAAAACGCUACCUAGAAGCGCUAACUAUUUUCUAGACAGGGCUAUUGAAAUUUCCAAGAUAGAUUACGAACCCUCUGAUAUGGACAUCUUAUAUGCCGAGGGGAUGUCAUUACCCAACAGCCUCACAUCAAUGGAGUUUUCAUUUCCAAAGUCAAGCAGAGAGGAGUCUUUGCAUCCCGAUUAUCAACACGAUUCUUCUCUCAGAUAUCAACUCAUCAGAGUACAUCCUAACAGUCUUGGAGUAAACUGCAAGUGGUUGGAGAUGUUCGAAGACACCGAUGUCGUUUUAUUCUCUGUCUCCUUAACCGACUAUGACGAGUACAUUGUAGACAGCAAAGGAGUUUCUACAAACAAAAUGUUGGUAUCGAAAAACCUAUUUGAAAACAUCAUCGAUCAUCCAACUUUCAAGAAGAAGAAAUUUGUCUUGAUACUCACCAAAUUUGAUCUUCUAGAGGAAAAGAUUGAGCAUGUUCCACUAAAAAAGUGUGAAUGGUUUUCUGACUUCAAUCCAGUUACAAGCCACGGUAAAAGAAAAAGUGGUAAUGGUAACAUUGGAACUAUGCCAUCAUUGGCUCAAAGUGCUUUUCAAUACAUUGCUACAAAGUUUAAGAGAUUGUUCCAUUCUUUCACCGAAAGAAUUCUAUUUGUUUCUUUGGUCACUGGAUUGGAACCUGAUACGAUUGAUGAAGCUCUUAGAUAUGGUAGAGAGGUUAUAGAAUGGGAAAAAUGGGAUCCUUCUGUUGUUAAUGAGAAGUCUGAGGUUACUUCAACAAGUGUUGAUGAGGCAAGUUCUUCAUAAAGUUUUCUCAAGAAAUGUAUUUGUAUAAAGAAUCAUGACAAUUAUGUAGUGUGCAUAGAAGAAAUCAUGAAUUCACAUGGAGGGGUGAAUAGGUGAUACGGGGUUCAUAAAUUUUUCACUAUAGUUUUACUAGGUGGGACCCCAAAUAUUUAAUUUGGAUUAGAGCUUUUUCUUCAUUGUAACAAAAUUUUAAUGUAUAUAAAAGUGUUAUCAUUUUUGUCAUCUUUAACAUGACCAAAUGAAGUCUGGCGGGAAUCUAGUAUAGAGCUUUAGAGUGGGUUUACAUGUACUUUUGAUGUUUCGUUAGAGUGAUUUGGAUUGAUGAUUGAGUCUCUUUAUUUUGGGUUAGUGAUUGUCACAUAAUAGUUGUCCCUGAGGCUUGUUGUGGCACAUAAAUGGGAAGUCUUUGAAAAAACAGGGUAAAUGAUUUGGGAGCCAUUAUAAGUGACUUGAAA
Messenger RNA from Vicia villosa (hairy vetch), 3403 nucleotides. RefSeq names its product extra-large guanine nucleotide-binding protein 1-like. NCBI's taxonomy places the organism in Eukaryota, Viridiplantae, Streptophyta, Magnoliopsida, Fabales, Fabaceae. The transcript has 7 exons. Gene Ontology annotation, molecular function: GTPase activity; G protein-coupled receptor binding; guanyl nucleotide binding. The record is from RefSeq and is a predicted model, not a curated record. Bases 306 to 2948 code for a protein of 880 amino acids. Gene Ontology annotation, biological process: adenylate cyclase-modulating G protein-coupled receptor signaling pathway. Gene Ontology annotation, cellular component: heterotrimeric G-protein complex.